CUCACUGCUGGAACCAUGCAGGCCCCUUGCUGCUCCCUCCUCCUCUACCUCGUCCUCCUCUCUGGGGCAUGGGCAAACCUCAAGGGUAAGUGGGACCCCUGGCUCAUGCACAUCUACCUCCAUGGGACUCCACAGGGGUGUCCCAGCUCCCCACCCUCCUUACUCCUCCUUGUCCCUGGCUCCACACCUCCUCCUCAGCAGGAAUGGCUAUCCCAGGUGGGUUCAGGGGAUGGGAACUGGGGCUGUAAAGGCUGUAAGGGGCUUAUGGGGGACCUGUGGAUCCCUGCAACCUCAAGGAUCCAUCCCUCAGCUCCUACACUUUCCUCAGCCCUCUUCUCCGUCCCAUCUCCUCCCUGUCAACCCUUGUCUCAUGUAGGGACCUUCACUAUCCGUCUGCUCCAGACCACCACCUUCCAAAACACCUCGUUUGUGGAAACGGAGGGGCUGGGCCUGCUGGAAGACAUCGAACUUGGUUUUCUUGAUAAACACACACGGUCCAUCCACUUCUGCCAGCCCUGGGUGCACCCAGCCCUGCCCUACGCUGACUGGGACACCAUUGAUAACCUGCUUAAGAUUUAUUUACAGCAGUUCCACCAUCUGAUCAAUGAAAAGGCUGCGCAAAAGGACGUCCCCUACCCCUUUGUGGUUCAGUGCAUCGCAGGCUGCGUGCUGUACCCCAACAGAACCUCCCAGGCCUUUGCCUAUGUGGGUUACAAUGGUGAGGAUUUCCUCAGCUUCAACACAGAGAACAUCACUUGGACCCUCUCCCAGGACACCAAGUUGUCACGGUAUGUCCAGUCAUUUCUCCAGAACUACACCGCCUUGAGUGAGCUGGUGGAAAUCGUCUUCAACGAUACUUGUGUCGAUGACAUGGAAGUGCUCCUGCAGUAUGGGAGGGCAGCUGUGGAGAGACAAGAGCUGCCCGUGGCCACGGUCUUCGGCCGCACCCCCAGCCCAGCCCAGCUGCUGCUUGUUUGCCAUGUCACUGGCUUCUACCCCCGUCCCAUCAGUGUGGCCUGGCUGCGGGAUGGGCAGGAGGUGCCCCCGGGCCCGGCACUCAACACCAGCAGCAUCCUGCCCAACGCUGACCUCACCUACCAGCUCCGCAGUGUCCUGGCCGUGACCCCCCGUGACGGGCACAGCUACGCCUGCCGUGUGCGCCACCGCAGCCUGGGCACCCGCAGCCUCCUCAUCCCAUGGGAAAAUGGCAGCCCAGCUCCAACCAUCAGCAUUGCCAUUGCAGUGCUGCUUCUUGUGGCCACAGCCUCUGCUGGGGGAUUCUGGUGGUGGAAGCGCAGGAAGGGUAACGAGGUUGCAUGGGAUACCCAGGAAUUCAUCAUUUGAGGCGUGGUUCUGCACACAGAAACAACAGCUUGUUCUCCCUUCUUACUUCAUGUCCCACCUCUGACCCAUCAGCACUGACACGGUUUUGUUCUGGAAAACCACGGCAUUAAACAGCUACAAACUUCCCCUGA
This is a messenger RNA of Parus major (Great Tit), 1475 nucleotides long. Its product is annotated as antigen-presenting glycoprotein CD1d-like. Gene Ontology annotation, biological process: antigen processing and presentation, exogenous lipid antigen via MHC class Ib; positive regulation of T cell mediated cytotoxicity; antigen processing and presentation, endogenous lipid antigen via MHC class Ib. Gene Ontology annotation, cellular component: external side of plasma membrane. The record is from RefSeq and is a predicted model, not a curated record. Lineage: Eukaryota; Metazoa; Chordata; Aves; Passeriformes; Paridae. Gene Ontology annotation, molecular function: exogenous lipid antigen binding; lipopeptide binding; endogenous lipid antigen binding.